This is a messenger RNA of Colletotrichum acutatum, 223 nucleotides long. RefSeq lists its product as uncharacterized. The record is from RefSeq and is a predicted model, not a curated record. NCBI's taxonomy places the organism in Eukaryota, Fungi, Ascomycota, Sordariomycetes, Glomerellales, Glomerellaceae. The transcript has a single exon. The coding region runs from base 1 to 195 and encodes 64 amino acids.
AUGGGACUUGGAUCAAGAAUGGUAAUUAGACUCUUCAGCUCGAUGCUGUCAAGCUUCGAGACUUUGUCUCUUCUUAGAGGUCCGAGAUUGUUGGUAGAUGGAGGGGACGACGCAGCCACUAGCCCGCAAUUUCUCGGAAUCAUUGCGUCCGCCGCCCUCUUUCGCAGACCUCAAAGGGGAAAUCUGCAUAUAUAAGACAUUAUCCAUGGCCUAACAUCCAAGG